Erythranthe guttata (spotted monkey flower) is the source of this 1678-nucleotide messenger RNA. The record is from RefSeq and is a predicted model, not a curated record. Lineage: Eukaryota; Viridiplantae; Streptophyta; Magnoliopsida; Lamiales; Phrymaceae.
CAGGAGGGUCUGGGAAUUAAUUGGAUUAGUUGGGAGAAGAUUUGCCAUCCUAGAGAAGAGGGCGGUCUUGGCUUUCGGUCGUUAAUGGUUACGAAAAAUAUUUUAGCCGGAAAAUUAGCUUGGAAAGCUUUGGAGGGUACAACUCUUUGGGCGCGUUUCGUCAGGGCCAAAUAUGGUGAGAAUUUCCAUAAUGGCCCUCCUCUUCAUUCAACUCCUCUUUGGAAGGAAGUGCAUAAACACUUCGAGACUUUGGAGAAUCAUACUUGCUGGAUUGUUGGGAAAGGUAGCGUCGAUUUCUGGCGAGAUAAAUGGAUUCAGGGGGUGACCCUCGAUGAACACAAAACCAUGACGUUCAAAGAGGCCAAAAGUAAACCGCAAGAAUGCAGGAGUUUUCUUUCCCAGGAGCAGCAACAUAUCUUCGAUUUGAUAGAGAUCAAUGAGAUGGAGGAGGAUCGCCUUAUUUUCACGAAAUCGACUUCAGGAAAUUUUACGGUGAGCGAAUACUGGGAUCUCGUUCGUCAUAAAAACCCUCGAGUGAAAUUUACAAAAAAGAUUUGGCACCCACACAUUCCGCUCAAAGUCGGGGCUUUCUUUUGGAAGCUUGCAUAUGGGGCUAUACCCGUUGAUUUGGCCCUGCAAAAACGAGGUUAUCCAUACCCAUCCAAAUGUAGGUGCUGUGAAAAACCUUCCCAAGAAAGUUUGACACACCUUUUCGCGCAAUCAGACGUCGCAAGAGGGGUUUGGAAAUAUUACGCUGAUCUGUGGCUUAAACCAUGGAUGUAUGGUUCCAUGCAACACCUGAUCAAAGCUUGGACACAUGACUUUAGGAGGGACACUCAAGAGGGUUUAAUGGCACUUGGCAUUUUAAUGAUAGGUUGUUGGGAAAUUUGGAAAAAUCGUUGUCGAGCAGUAUUUGAAGAUAUUCCGAUGAACACGGCUACAAUUAUCCGAAACAUCUUUCCUUCUCUAGUUACUUUAAACGAUAUUAUGAAGGUUAAAUUGCCAACAUCUCAGAUCGGUAGGCAAGUAAUGCAAGCUCUUCGGCUUCCACUUAAAGCUCCGUUUCUUGGUCGGGGUAUAUGGGUUAAAUGGAUCCCGCCAGAAGCUCGGUAUAUUAAAGGCAACGUGGAUGGUUCCUUGCAUGGCACUGCAUGUUCAGGGGGUGGUCUCUUUCGAACCCAUGAUGGUCAUUUCAUUCAUGGUUUCUCUCAUAUAUACGGCCCUGGUUCUCAUAUUUGGGCUGAAGCUUCAGCAAUUCUCGAUGGUUUGCAGAUGUCUACGGAAAUGGGUUUCGAUAACAUCAUUAUCGAAUCGGAUGCCAAGCUUGUGGUGGAUAUGAUUUACCAAAGAUCAGUUGUUGCGUGGGAUUUAAACUAUGUUGUUCAGGGUAUACGACGGCACCUUUCGGCGAAUCGACGAGUGGUUCAUACGCUCAGGGAAGGCAACUACCCGGCAGAUAGUUUAGCCAAAUUGGCGCAUGGGCAUCGUAUGAAGAUCAGAUAUAGAUCUAUUAGUGAACUCCCUUCCUCAAUUAAGCGGUUAAUAUUAAUGGAUAGAUUAGGUUAUCGUAAUUUUCGUAAAGGUUGCCAUAAACCAUCAAGUGGUUCUUCCGAUUUUUUAUUGCCAUUGUAGGGGUACUCUUUUUUCUUGUGUAGGCCCACAAGGUUUUAACGAGGCC